This is a messenger RNA of Aspergillus wentii DTO 134E9, 516 nucleotides long. RefSeq lists its product as uncharacterized. The transcript has 3 exons. The record is from RefSeq and is a predicted model, not a curated record. NCBI's taxonomy places the organism in Eukaryota, Fungi, Ascomycota, Eurotiomycetes, Eurotiales, Aspergillaceae. The annotation marks the transcript as partial.
CGCGCUCGUCGUUCUGACGACCUGGCAAAGAUCGCCGAUCAGCACAUCCAACAUGACCUCCAACAAGAUGACCGCGACACUCUCAAGUCCGCUGCUAAGACAGUUUCCCUUUGGACAACCGUUGGAUCUGCAGUAGGAAUCGGGCUGGGACUCUACGUAGCCUUUAGGUUGAGAAGCUCGCGACAGGCGUUCUUUGAAGCAUUCCGGGCACAGGAAAAACCCACCAAGGUUGUUUUUGCGGAUGGAAGAACUGAGGCCGUCCCUGACAUCACACCUUUCUUGAAACCAACUACAUUCGGCGAUGUCGCAACGUAUCUCUUCGCCUCUGCUGGUGGACUGUUCCUCGGCGGAGAACUCGGCUUCGCAGGCGGAGCUGCCCGUGCAAGCAGCAGCAUCACCUCAGACCCAGAGAGAAGCCAGAGAAUAGAAAGCGCAUUCAGAAAGUUCCGGGCUGAUGUGCUGCGGAAGGAGGCGAAUGCCUUGGAUCAGGGGGGGAGCGUCUUUGAUAAGAUGUUU